Molecule: messenger RNA, 696 nt
Organism: Alnus glutinosa
Lineage: Eukaryota; Viridiplantae; Streptophyta; Magnoliopsida; Fagales; Betulaceae
Product: large ribosomal subunit protein eL24
Exons: 5
Coding region: 70-564 (164 amino acids)
Biological process (GO): cytoplasmic translation
Cellular component (GO): cytosolic large ribosomal subunit
Molecular function (GO): structural constituent of ribosome; mRNA binding
Source: RefSeq, a predicted model, not a curated record
UAUAUAUUCCGUAUCUCCACCAAUUCGACUUCUAGGGUUUCUGCAUCUGCCACACAACUACUAGCAGCCAUGGUUCUCAAGACGGAACUCUGUCGUUUUAGCGGAGCCAAGAUAUACCCUGGGAAAGGCAUUAGAUUUAUUCGCGCCGAUUCUCAGGUUUUCCUGUUUGCUAAUUCGAAAUGCAAGAGGUAUUUCCACAAUCGAUUGAAGCCGUCGAAGCUUACCUGGACAGCCAUGUACAGGAAGCAGCAUAAGAAGGAUAUUGCCCAAGAGGCUGUGAAGAAGAGGAGACGUGCUACCAAGAAGCCCUAUUCGAGGUCCAUAGUUGGUGCCACCUUAGAGGUUAUCCAGAAGAAAAGAGCUGAGAAGCCGGAAGUCCGUGAUGCUGCCAGGGAAGCUGCACUCCGUGAAAUUAAGGAAAGAAUCAAGAAAACAAAAGACGAAAAGAAGUCGAAGAAGGCUGAAGUAAUGUCCAAGUCACAGAAGUCACAGGCUAAGGGUAGCAUUGCCAAGGGAGCUGCACCAAAGGGUCCUAAACUUGGAGGGGGUGGUGGAAAGCGCUGAGCGGCCGGUGUGUUCUUAUUUUUGUUUCCUAGUGGAGUUAACAGUUACUGUAACCUUUCAUUUUUGAAUGCCGUGUAAGAAUUCAUUGGCCUUGUUGGGUCGAAUCAUUUAUAUUUUCUGGCUUUUAUCGCA